AUGACAAUCGUCGGAGCCCUCGUGAUUGUGGGAUUGCAGUUGGUAUCCGCUGCGCUCCAUGUGUCUCAGAAUGACAGCGCGAUCGUGAUUGCCAACGAUCGUCUGUCGGCAGUAGUGCGCAAGUCCCAGGGUCAAGUCGAGGAGUUGUUUCUCGACUGGCAGGAUCUGCUAGGACCCAAAUCCGGGUCUACUGGUAUCGGGCCUUAUCUGGACUGUUAUUGUAUCCCCUCGGGGUUUUAUACGGCUGGUGCCACCCAGCCGGUGACAGAAGUUGUCCGAGGUGUGGAUGCGACUGGCACUGCGUAUGCUGGCAUUAUCAUGACAGACAUUUAUACCCCAACGGGUCAAUUAUUCCAGCAAUACUCAUUCCUUCGUGAUGGUGAAACUGGCCUUCACAUGUUCAGUCGACUGGCGUAUUACAACAAGACUACGCCAUUCCUUCGCAACCUGCAAGAAUUUCGAACGCUCUUCCGACCCAAUACCCUGCUAUGGACGCAUUUAUCCUCGAGCGAGAUCCAGACAGCGCCAUUGCCCAGUAAGGAUGCCAUCAAGCAGCAAGUUGUCGUUCAAGACGCUACGUGGACUUUCAACAACACCCCAAGCGACCCUUAUUAUUCACAGUUCUCGGACUACUUUACCAAGAACAACAGUGUACAUGGACUUUACGCCGAUGGAACAAACUCGGCCGGGAGCACCUAUGGUGCUUGGUUGGUCAUGAACACAAAGGGCCCACUUCAUUCCGAUCUCACAGUAGACGGAAUUGUCUACAAUUAUUUGGUCUCGAAUCACCAUGGUGAAGGAACACCGAACAUCACACACGGCUUUAACAGAACUUUUGGACCGCAAUACUAUCUCUUCAAUGGUGGGAAAGGAAGUGCCAAGUCUCUGGCCGAGUUGCGCGACGAAGCCAUGAAAAUCGCCGAUCCGGGAUGGAACACUGCAUUCUACCAGUCUAUCGCCAAACACGUCCAAGGUUAUACCCCACCCAGCAAACGGGGGCGAGUGUAUGGCUGUAUCAAGCUUCCGAAGGAUGCCGUUCGGCCCAUUGCGAUCUUGAGUGCUAGUGGUCUCUAUUUCCAAGACAACAGUGCUGUUCCUCAUGCACGCCAGUACUGGGUAAAUAUCGAUUCCCAAGGGAAGUUCAGUCUUGAUCAUGUCGCGGCAGGAAUCUACCGCCUUACCGUCUAUGCCGAAGGAAUAUUCGGGGAUUUCGUGCGGGAUGAUAUCGUCGUACGGGCCGCCCGGUCGACCACGAUCCAGGAUCAUUGGAAAGAAGAGUCGGCAGGAACCGAGGUCUGGCGUUUAGGUAUUCCCGACAAGUCUUCGGGAGAGUUUCGACACGGAAACUUUCCCGAUCGGACUCAUCCUCUUCAUCCGCCCGAGUACCUGAUCUACUGGGGAGCCUACGACUGGGUCAAUGAUUUUCCUCAAGGAAUCAACUUCACCAUUGGAGAGAGCGACCCAGCGAUCGACUUGAAUACGGUCUUUGGUCCAACUCCGUCGAAUCCACACAUUGAAUACACCACCACAAAUGACUGGUUGAUUCACUUCGACUUGGAUGCGUCGCAACUGCACCAUCGCGGGACAGCUACAUUGACCAUCCAGUUGGCCGGCGCCAAAACCGCUGCCGGCAACACUGAUGCCUGGAACCCAGAGGAACCUUAUAAUAAUGUGGCGUUGGAGAGCUACAUAAACGACCAGCCUCAUCCGUUGACCCUGCUUAUUGGUUUCAAUCAAUCGAGCAGCUGUAUUGUGCGAUCUGCGGUCAGCUGUUAUCAGAUCCGCUCGCGUCUAUCGUUUCCGACGACUUGGCUCCACGAAGGGCCGAAUACACUGAGGCUGCACCUUCCAUUCAACGCGACCGAUGUGGAGACGGCAAUUCUACCAGGUACGGUUUAUGUGCAGUACGAUGCGCUACGACUUGAAAUUGGCCGAUAG
Penicillium diatomitis is the source of this 1938-nucleotide messenger RNA. RefSeq names its product polysaccharide lyase family 4 protein (gene rglB). The transcript has 5 exons. Gene Ontology annotation, molecular function: carbohydrate binding; catalytic activity. The record is from RefSeq and is a predicted model, not a curated record. Lineage: Eukaryota; Fungi; Ascomycota; Eurotiomycetes; Eurotiales; Aspergillaceae. Gene Ontology annotation, biological process: carbohydrate metabolic process. Bases 1 to 1938 code for a protein of 645 amino acids.